Molecule: messenger RNA, 2522 nt
Organism: Manduca sexta (tobacco hornworm)
Lineage: Eukaryota; Metazoa; Arthropoda; Insecta; Lepidoptera; Sphingidae
Product: phosducin-like protein
Exons: 1
Coding region: 174-974 (266 amino acids)
Biological process (GO): regulation of G protein-coupled receptor signaling pathway
Source: RefSeq, a predicted model, not a curated record
CCUGACAUUAACUGCAUAUCAAAGCUGCAUAUUUACUUUGAACACUGGGACGAGUGCUACCUAUUGCGUUUGGUGCGGUCUAAGUACUAUUUUAAAAGUGGAUUAACUGUAUAUUUUCCUAAUAUAUCACUUGUCAUAAAGUUACGGUAGCUUUCCAACCUUUUACGAAAACAAUGGCCACGUUAGACGACAAAAUUCUGGGCGAAAAGCUGCACAAUUAUUGCAGUAGCAGUGAAGAUGAAGGCUCCGAUGAUGAGAGAAGUGGCGACGAGGAAGGGAACCCCGUCAAACCUGACGUCUCGAGUGCUGAGCCACCACCCAUCAACAACUGGACAGGAACAGCGAGCAACACUGGCCCGAAAGGAGUAAUUGAAGAUUGGCGAAGAUACAAGCAGUUGGAGGCAGAAAAUCGCGCAGAACUAGCAAAGGAACGCGUCGCAUUGGCUAAAAAGCUUACAAUGACCGUCAAAACUGACCGCGAACAAGAACAAGAGAAAAACACGGAAGAAUUGGAAGAUGAACUGAAUGAUUUGAUCGACGAAGAGUUUCUCAUGGAAUAUCAAAAACGUCGAAUGCAAGAACUAAUGACGCAGUUGCAGAAGGCGCCCAAAUUUGGUAAGGUUGUUACUUUGAAUACUAAAGAUGAGUUUUUAAAUGCUAUUGAUAAAGAAGAUCAAAAAGUUACAGUGAUUAUUCAUAUAUUUAAUAUUAACACUGUAGCAUGUGAAACCAUGAAUGGGUGUUUGGAUGUCUUGGCUGCUGAUUAUCCAAUGAUAAAGUUUUGCCGGAUAUCAGCAGAUAUUACUGGCUUGAGCAGGCAUUUCCGUGUUGAAGGUGUCCCUGCGUUAUUGGUUUACAAAGAAGGUCAAAUGAUUGGCAAUUUUGUACAGUUAGUAACUGAACUGGGAAAUGAUUUCUUUGCCACAGAUGUGGAGAGGUUUCUCAUAGAGUAUGGCAUGCUGCCUGAAAAGUAAAUGGGGUGCGGACUAAUUUGUAUUUUAUGUCUAUUUAUAUUAAAACAUAGUAUUUAAUAUGAACCCAGUAAUUUAAAAUUACCUUUUGUAUGUCUUUACAAGCAAUAUUUUUUGUGUGAAACAUUAUGAGCAUGAGUUGAAGUGUAUUAUGUUGCCAGAGUUUUGUAAGUGUUAUAUUGCUAUAUAUUUUAACGAAAAACAGACAAUGGAUGUCUUGCUUUUAGAAAGCAUUUGCUUUUGGUAGGCUACAAUAAAGGCUAUGAGAACCAGGGUGGUACAAAUAUUUUCCAUGAAACUGUAAACAGUAAUAUUUAACAACUAGGGAUUUUUAUAUUGUACAUUAUGCAAGAUAAAAAUAAUAAGAAUUGAAACCUUUUGUUUAAUAUUAAAAGAGAAUUUCCCGAAUAAGAGUACACUAGAAUGCUAAAUAUCAAAUUGAUAUUUAAAUUAAAUGUUUUAAACCAUUUGGUUGAAUGGCCUGAUUUUUGCCUUUACUUUGUUUAGCAGCAGGCGCAGUAGACAUAAUAAUUUAAUCUAUCAAGAUAACCUUUGCGUUUUUACUCUUUGGUAUCAACAUUAAACAACUUAUAAAGGCAAUACAUGAAAAUUUAAGGCUAUCAUUGAAAACAAAAUUAUUCAUAAAAUUAUGCUAUAAAAUGUUUAAGAUUAAGUCCUUUGUCUCCUUGCGUUGCAAGAAAAGUACAAUCACAGCUUUAAUUUCUAAAAUAUUACAAUAAAUUAAUUAUUUUAAAUUACAUAAAAUGUGUUUCAUUUUUAAUUUUUUAUUCAUGUUUGUAAUUUAUUCACUAACAUAAUUUAUUUAUGUGUUGAUGAAAAUUUUGCUAUGAAUUAUCCUUAUUAUUGUAAUAAUACAUUGAUACAUAGACUGCCCUAGUUGCCAACUAUAUGCAUAUCUUAUGUAUGUCUUCAUAAUAGUAUUUGUGUGAAUCUCUUAUAGAAUGGUAGGUAUAUUGUGUAGUAUGUAACAAUAUGACUAUGUAUGCAGCAUGUAUUUAUCCCUAAUAUACAUAAUAAAACUGUGUAAUAAUUAGUAUUUGUGAAAACCCUAACAAGUCUAAUUGGAGCAUUGUAUGUUGAUUGCUGGAUUGAGAUUUUCUUGAUAUGUGGAUAAAGUAGUUUAUACUUUAAAUUUGUAUAUUAUAGAGUGCCUUUCUACCUGUGUGCUAUUACAAAUAUAUAAAUAAACAUUAUACAAACAUCAAGGCAAAAUAUAGCAUUGACACAUUAGUAUCAUAAUCAACAUUAUUUUAAUAAUGCUAUGAAUUGUUUUUUUUACAACAAUUGCAUUUUUUUGGUAUUUAUUGAUAGAUUAAGAAUUUGUAGAUCUUAGCAAAUAUUGUCCAACUACCUCCUUUAGUUAUUAUUUUUAAUUAAUGCUACUUACUAACAUUCCUAAUGCUUAUAAAAAAUCUUCUGUAUGAAGAUUGUGUAAUAACCAAAUUUUAAAUUAAGAGUCCAAAUAAAGAAUGAAUACCUAUAAAAUGUACUUAUUAAUGUAUUUUAUAAAUAUAUUUUUUUCCAAUUGUA